AUGGAUACGACUCUCCCUGAUAUAACAAUCGCGCCCGCUGCUGAUCAACAUAUUCUGCACGAUGGAAAGGAAUAUACUACAGUCAAGGAAGGUCUUGCACAUAUCCUGAUACCCGCAGAAGGAGCGAAGAUACCGCAGACGACUCCUAAAGGUCAAAGCCAAGUACAAUCUGUGUUCUACAACCCUAUUCAACAAUUCAAUCGAGAUUUGAGCGUCUUGGCGAUUAAGGCAUAUGGAGAAAGUACUUUGGAAAAGAAGAGGAAGAUAAUCGAACGCGAUAGACAGAAGAAUGUUGCCAAGAAGGAGAAGAAAAGAAAGAGGGCUACUGAGGCACAACAUGAUGGACCGAGGAAAGCUGGCAAGCUCGUGACUGCAGGAGAAGCUGUAGAACUCCCAUUAACCGUCGCAGAAGCAAACAAUGCCAAUACCGACAAGGAAACAGAGACUGGGAAAGAUGAUGCAAAUGUUGAAAAUGAAGUGACAAAUUCGACGAUCCUAACGGCCAAUGGCGAAUCACAUACUCAUGUCACAACGGAGACGGCUGAAGUAUUAGAAAUUAAAAACAAUCAGGAAUCUACAAAAUCCGCAAAUCCAAUCAACCCGAAAUUCAAAAUACUCGAUGCACUAUCUGCGACCGGACUCAGGGCUAUUCGCUAUGCCCAAGAAAUUCCCUUUGCGACAUCAAUCACCGCCAAUGACCUUUUGCCCGCAGCUACGAAGACAAUCGAAUUAAACGUAAAACAUAACAAUUUGGAAGACAAGAUCAAAGCUGUCACUGGUAAUGCAUUGACGCACAUGUACAGUCUUGUGGGUGAUGAUUGCAAAGAUGGAAGUGGCAGCAGAAAGUACGACGUAAUUGAUUUGGACCCUUAUGGCACAGCCGCUCCGUUUUUGGAUGCAGCAGUACAAGCCGUGAGAGAUGACGGAGGGCUCCUUUGCGUAACCUGUACUGAUGCUGGUGUAUGGGCUUCCAAUGGAUAUCCCGAAAAGGCAUACUCUCUAUACGGAGGAGUUACAGUCAAAGGCCAGCAUAGUCACGAAGGCGGCCUACGACUCAUUCUACAUGCAAUCGCUACAUCCGCCGCUCGAUAUGGCCUGGCAAUGGAGCCGCUUCUUUCUCUUUCGAUUGAUUUCUACGCACGAGUAUUUGUUAGAAUAUACAAAUCUCCCUCCGAUGUCAAGUUUUUGGCUGGAAAAACCAUGAUGGUAUAUAAUUGUGAUACUGGUUGCGGGGCAUGGACAACUCAAAUGGUUGCAAAGAAUAAACUCGCACCCAAUAAAAAUGGUAAUGGCCAUUUCUGGAAACACGUUUACUCCAUGGGACCAUCCGCAGGUGAAAACUGCUCUCAUUGCGGCAUGAGACGUCACCUUGCUGGACCUAUGUACGGCGGACCACUUCAUUCACCCGAGUUUGUCCAAAGAAUCUUAGACGAUCUUCCUAACGUAUCCAAGGAUACAUAUCAUACAACGGCUAGGAUCGAAGGAAUGCUCACAUUGGCUCUCGAAGAGAAUUUACCUCCCUUAGAAGACAGUUCGGCCUCCCCAACCGCCUCAUCAAGGACUGGCAAAUACGACCCUGCGGCCCUUGACCAUUAUCCAUUCUUCUUUAUACCAUCAAUGCUUGCCAAAGUAAUUCAUUGCGUUACACCCCACGAGAAUGCCCUGCGAGGAGCUUUACGGCAUCUCGGUUACAGGGUCACUAGGAGCCACACGAAGGGUGGUAGUAUCAAAACCGAUGCCCCUUGGGAUGUCAUAUGGGAGAUGAUGAGGGAAUGGGCUCGACAAAAGUGUCCGCCAAAGGAAGGUGCUAUUAAGAAGAAUACAGCCGGGUGGCAUAUUAUGGGCUUAGACAAAAAUGAGCCGUCCAACCAGGAGUCAAAUACUAAGGAUGCGACGAAUGGUGUUGAGACCAACGAAGAAGAUACGUCAUCCACCGAGAAGAAAAAAAUCGAGAUAGUAUUUGACGAAAAACUGGGAGUGGAGAAAGACGCGAAAAAGAUAGUGAGAUACCAAGUCAACCCUCGAGAGAAUUGGGGGCCAAUGAAUCGUGCCAGUGGCCAUGCAUAG
Sclerotinia borealis F-4128 is the source of this 2067-nucleotide messenger RNA. The record is from the annotation of a GenBank genome assembly. NCBI's taxonomy places the organism in Eukaryota, Fungi, Ascomycota, Leotiomycetes, Helotiales, Sclerotiniaceae.